Molecule: messenger RNA, 1849 nt
Organism: Suncus etruscus (white-toothed pygmy shrew)
Lineage: Eukaryota; Metazoa; Chordata; Mammalia; Eulipotyphla; Soricidae
Gene: HAUS1
Product: HAUS augmin like complex subunit 1
Exons: 12
Coding region: 1-1692 (563 amino acids)
Biological process (GO): spindle assembly; centrosome cycle
Cellular component (GO): HAUS complex; cytosol
Source: RefSeq, a predicted model, not a curated record
AUGGCCGCGCGGCGAGGAAGGUCGAGGCGGCCCCUGCGUGACCCGGAAGUCCCGCCCCCGCCUCGCCCCGGAAGUGCAUCCCGCGGCCCGGGAGGCGGGGCCGGAGCCUGCAGCAAAGCUGCUUCUUUUUCGUCGAGGCCAACUUCGGCCCAGAUACUUUGGACUUUUCGAGUCGACCUUGUGGGUGCCCCUGGGGACCACGUGGGGCGCGGCUGGAAGGAGCCGCAGUGCCCCGGAGUCCCCCAGCUGUCACAGGCGGUUCUUUGCAAGGACGCGGCUGGGCGAAGUGGGGAGCAGGAUGGGGUGACCAAGGCGCUCGCUGCGAGGCUCCGGCAGUUAGAUCUGAAGCCACAGGUUACCCUGCACCCCAGCACAGGGCUUUUGCACUAUGUGUCUAGCCCGCACGUCUCCAAACCCUUCUUCCAGGCUUCUGCGCCAGAAAAGCCACAAACUACAAUUCCCAAAAAGCAUCAGGCCCGAAGGGGCGUUGCCAAAGGCGCGUGGGCGUGGCCUUCGAGGCUACUUAGCGCUUCUCCGGCUCCGGGAGAGGUGGCGGGAAGCAGCUACGAUGGAGGCGCGGGAAAAGGAGGCGCAGACCCGGACUCGAGCGCCCUUGGCGCGCUGUAUCUGUAUCUCUCUCUUGCUUUCUUCUCCUAUGCUCGUCCUUCUCUGGUCUCGCCUGUACCCUCUACUACUCAACUUGCGCCUAGACUCCGGCAAGGGCGUUUCCAGGCCUUCGUGGGCCUGCCCAGGCUUGGGGUGACUGACCAGAGUGGGCCCCUGAACACAGACCCGCAAGAUCACAGCCUCGCUGGUCGCCGUUGCUUCUUACUAGGAUUUGCACAGCUGACCUGCUUCCUAGCCCCGCUUUGGAGCUCUCUCGGGGUGGCUGCAUGGUUAAAAAGGGUAUUUGGAGAUCAUCCUGUUCCAAAAUAUGAGAUGAAUCCACGGACCACAGAGAUUUUAUAUCAUCUUUCAGAACGCAAUAAGGUCCGGGAUAGAGAUGUCAGUUUGGUAAUAGAAGACUUGAAGCAGAAAACUCAUGAAUAUGAAUCAGAAGCCAAGCGUCUUCAAAACUUUCUUUUGGAGAGUGUUGACCUUUCCCCCGCCAGCCUAUCAAGCACUGGUUCCAAGUACCUGAAUGCUUUAGUUGACAGUGCAUUGACCCUGGAAACAAAGGAUACUUCACUAACAAGUUUUAUCCCUGCAGUAAAUGAUUUGACCUCUAAGCUUUUUGCUACCAGUAACAAAAAUGAAGAACUCAAGUUUGAAUUGAGAAAAGUUGAAAAGAAUCUAACUGCAGCUUUGGUGUUAGAAAAAUCUCUAAGAGAGGAUCUCAAGAAGGCAGAGCUGCAUCUAUCAACAGAAAAGGCCAAAGUUGACCAUCGUCUUCAGAACUUGGACUUCCUAAAGGCCAAGUCAGAGGAGUUCAGAUCUGGAAUCAGAACUGCAGAGGAGCAACUUUCAGCCAGAGGCAUGGACUCAUCUUUGUCUCAUCAGUCAUUAGUAGCACUUUCAGAGAAAUUGGCAGAACUGAAACAACAGACGAUACCCUUGAAGAAAAAAUUGGAGUCCUAUUUAGAGUUAACACCGAAUCCAUCUCUCGCAAAAGUGAAAAUUGAAGAAGCCAGGCGAGAACUAAAUGCCAUCGAAGAUGAACUGACAAAGAAAGUAGACAUGUUGGAACUGUGACCAUCCCAGUAACUCACCCCCACCCAGAUCCAUGGGCUCAGACGUUCGAGAUUGGUUCCUCUGAUUGGCCUAACUGGGUCCUCAGAGGAGAUUAUCAUUAUGGACAAUAGUGACUUCUUGCUGUAUAUUAUUGCAUUUGUGCACAAAUACAUAGUUU